GCGACCAAAAAAAAAAACAAAAACCCUACGGCCCAACACAAGCAAUCGUCUCCCAACAUCACCGCGGCGGCGGCGGCGGCGGCUUUCCACCUCCCCGCCGGCUUCGCGCUCCCAACCUCGCCGUCGUUCGUCAUGUUCCGGCUGCGCUCCUCCGCUCGCCUGCUGAGAGAGCUACGGGAGGCGUCGCGGUCGUCGGGGCGCCGCCGGGAAUGGCUCUCCGGCGGCGCAGUAGCCUCCGCCGCGCGGACGACCUCGCUCCUGCACCCUCUGCCCGGGCUCGACGUCCCGCAGUGCCUCCCCGACCAGCUCGGCGUCCAGCCCACCCGCGUCACCACGCUCCCCAACGGCGUCCGCGUCGCCUCCGAGGACCUCCCGGGCCCGUCGGCGUGCGUAGGGGUGUUCGUGGAUUCCGGCUCGGUUUACGAGACGGCGGAGACGGCCGGCGUGUCACACCUGCUCGAGAGGCUGUCCUUCAAGGACACGGCGCACCGCAGCCACCUGCAGAUUGUGCAGGAUGUGGAGGCCACCGGAGGAAACAUCGGGGCGUCUGCAUCAAGGGAGCAGACGGUGUACAGCUACGAGACUCUCAAGGCCUACUUGCCGCAGGCCAUCGAGGUGCUCAUCGACUGUGUCCGCAAUCCAUUGUUCCUCCAAGACGAAGUCGAGCGACAGGUGGCCUUUGCCAGAGAAGAAGUUCAGGAGCUACAGAAGAACCCUGAGAGAUUUCUUCAGGAAUCACUUAAUCUAGUUGGAUACACAGGUGCUCUUGCAAAUCCACUAGUAGCCCCUGAGGAGAGUCUCACACGAAUCAAUGGCAGUAUUAUUCAAAAGUUCUAUCACGAGAACUUCACUGCUGAUCGCUUGGUUGUAGCAGCAUCAGGUGUUGAUCAUCAAUACCUUUUAGAUGUUGCAGAGCCUUUAUUGUCUGAUUGGCACAAGGGCUCCCCAGUGGAAAGGCCAGAGUCUAAGUAUAUCGGUGGGGAUUUUAGACAUAGAGCAGACUCAGAGAUGACCCAUGUUGCUUUGGCUUUCGAAGUGCCCGGGGGCUGGCUUGAAGAGAGAGAUGCCACAAUUAUGACUGUAGUACAGACUUUAAUGGGCGGUGGUGGUUCAUUCUCUUCUGGUGGUCCUGGAAAAGGGAUGCAUUCACGGCUUUAUCUGCGUGUCUUAACUAAAUACCACACGGUCGAAUCAUUUUCGGUAUUUAGCAAUGCAUUUGAUAGAAGUGGCCUCUUUGGUAUUUACUUGACCACGCCUUCAGAUUUUGUUGCAAAGGCUGUUGAUAUUGCGACAAAAGAACUGAUUGCUAUUGCAACACCUGGACAAGUGACAGACAUUGAAUUGGCACGAGCGAAAAACUCAACAAUUUCUGCCGUGCUGAUGAAUCUUGAAUCCAGGGUAAUUGUUGCAGAAGAUAUAGGGAGGCAGAUAUUGACUUAUGGUUGCAGGAAGCCUGUUGACCAUUUUCUUCAAUGUAUGGACGAAAUGACUCUAGAUGAUAUAACAGCUUUUGCCAAGAAGAUGUUGUCUUCACCACCCACAAUGGCUAGUUGGGGAGAUGGUAUAUAUGCUUUAUGAAUUUGCGAAAAAUAUGAAUGACACAAAAUAAGAAUUAAUGUGAGUUCAUUGACUCUCCUUCUGCAGUUGAUAAAGUUCCUCCAUAUGAAUUUGUUUGCAAGAGGUUUUGAAGUUCUCCGACACAAUGAUCAGUGGUGGACAUGAAGAUGGGAUUUUGUUUACAAUGUUGUAUAAUCCAAUUCUCGCUAUAUUUGGGCCUUAUCUUAGAAAUUGCCCUCGUUAUACACAUCACCUGAUGAGAUUAGAUUUUUGCUAUCAUCUUCAAACAGCAUAUAUCUUGUGAAAGUCCAGGUCAAACGGAGGUGAAAGUUUUGCAAUAUCUCUCGAAGCAAGUUUAGCGAUUCCUCGUCUUGUUAUGCAAACAUGCAUAUGCACUUGUCUUAUUGAGUGCUCUGUAAACAAUUUUCACGGCGAUGAUAUAUAGGGGUUACGGUGCGGAAAUUGACAGGAUAA
Messenger RNA from Oryza sativa Japonica Group (Japanese rice), 2031 nucleotides. NCBI's taxonomy places the organism in Eukaryota, Viridiplantae, Streptophyta, Magnoliopsida, Poales, Poaceae. The record is from RefSeq and is a predicted model, not a curated record.